AUGAAUUUCACCAGGGUCUGUCUACGGCCAUUCAAGAUAAGCGAUGUUGACGAUUUCUUACUAUGGGCAGGAGAUGAUGAAGUGACUCGUAAUCUCCGAUGGAAGACGUGUGGUUCAAGGGAAGAGGCUUUGGUGUAUUUAAGAGAUGUUUGCAUACCUCACCCUUGGCGUCGCUCAAUUUGCCUCGAUGACCGUUCUAUAGGUUUUAUUUCGGUGCGUCCUUGGUCAGGCGAUGAAAGGUGCAAAGCUGACAUAGGGUAUGCUAUAGCGGCCAAAUACUGGGGCCAAGGGAUAGUGACCAAAGUACUCAAAAUUGCGGUGCCUCAAGUGUUCAAAGACUUCCCUGAUUUGCUGAGGUUGCAAGCUUUUACCACAGUGGAGAACAAGGCUUCCCAGAGGGUGUUGGAAAAAGUUGGGUUCUUUAAAGAGGGAGUCCUCAGAAAGUACACAUAUCUAAAGGGGGACAUCAAGGAUUUGGUUGUGUUUAGUUUUUUGUCAACGGAUGAAAUUCCUCCUGGUGAUUAG
Molecule: messenger RNA, 525 nt
Organism: Abrus precatorius (Indian licorice)
Lineage: Eukaryota; Viridiplantae; Streptophyta; Magnoliopsida; Fabales; Fabaceae
Exons: 1
Coding region: 1-525 (174 amino acids)
Molecular function (GO): acyltransferase activity, transferring groups other than amino-acyl groups
Source: RefSeq, a predicted model, not a curated record